CCACUCUAAACAUAUGUUUGCAGCGUGCAAGAAGUGCAUUCCUUGUUUUGAAUUAAAACACUAAGAACCUUCUUCCAUUUUUCUUAAUAAGUUGGCAAAAUACUGAAUAUAAAAAACUCCUUUCGAAGAUACAUUCCUAGGACCAGCAAGCAUGCCGCGGCGCUACAGCAAAGCUCUCAGAUUGGUUAAAUUAAACCAGUCAAACCAGACAAAAACUAGUGAUAAUGAGUCGGACUCCGAAGGAGAUUUUCCGGAGAAUGAAGAAGAAGAGGACCGGGUUAUAUGCAGGGCUCUGGAAAACGCACCUCAUUUCUCAUAUCCGGCCGUGAACACUGGAAGUCUUGGGCAAAUGCUGCACGAUCAGGACGAAGAUCAGGCGCAGGACUUUCCGAACUGCUCGGUCACAGUGCCACUCCCCCUUUUCCUGGCCCAAGAUGGGCAAACUCCUCGCAGCGAAGCCUGCGCCCAAAGACCCUGCGCGUACGAAGAAUGGACGCGGCAAUUGCAAUACUAUAAUUCCCAGUUCAAUAAGCGAACCAAAAAGAUGAAACAGCGGGAAAAGAAGCAUGAGCAGAAUGUCUACGAUGUGAGUAUUUUCGAUAUGGCGGAGCAUAUUGCCCGGCAGGAGAACGCCUUCUUCAGGGAUAGCUACGAUUACUAUUAUACCGGCGGAAACAUCAACGUGAUGCCAUUUGAAAGAGGAGGCACAUUGGCCAUGCAUGUCAGUGGUCCCAAGCUGAGGGAUCUUAACUUCUCCGAGGUUAAUAGCGAGGCUGAGCUAUGGCAACCACUGCAUACGGCAAGAAUGGAGGAAAGCUCCAGUGAAAUCUUUGAAGUCAUUCCCAUUAAGAGCGUGCAAGAAAAGCAUGGUCAUACGCUUUUGGCACGCUGUCUGAACGAGGUUUCCAUAUACGAACUGGAACGCCGGGACGAUCCCGAGGAGCUUGAAAAUUACGCACUGACUUGCCAAAGCACGUUUAGCAGUCUGGAAGCUCCAUAUGUUAGCGCUGCACAGUCGCUGGGUUAUGCUAAUACCUUGGCCUUAGCCUGCCAAGAUCGAUCUUUGCGAUACGUGGAUAUUCUGACCCAACAUGAUAUUGCCAAACACGACAUCUGCUUGCUCAAAGGACUGAGAGAAUGUACUAGUACCUGGGCACAGCUGUUGCCAGCCGAUGCAAGCACCUUUCAUUACCUCUCACAGACAGUUCUGCUCACGGUGGAUUCCAGAUGCGAACAGUCACUAAAUCCUUGCUUCGCCAGCAGCGUUCAUUCCAAAACCUGCGAAACCUUUUCGUGUAUGGCCAAAAGUGGGAAUCCCAAUCUUCUGUAUGUGGCUAGUAAUCACAAACUCCAUUGCUUGGACUUGAGAAGUUUGGGUAAAAAACUUGCUGAUCGCGCCGUGGUCACCUGGACACAUCAGAUGACCUAUCCACCCAAUUUAAUGGACACCUGCACGCACGAGGGCAGUGAAUACAUUGCAUUAGGUGGAGUUCUGCCCAGUGAUCAGCGUAUUUGCGAGUUAAAAGGGUCUUCGGCUAAGGGAACGGAGGAAAUGUUCUCGCCCGCAAUGCCUUUUGCUCCGCCAACCUUGGAAGAAGCUUUAAUUGAUGCUCGGUUGCGAGGUUUCGUUGAUAUCUAUGCUGAUCUUCCAGAGCGAGUUAAGUACUGCAUCACGGGUUUGCGCUUUAACCGAUUGGAGAAGGCAAGUGACCAAGCUUUCGCCCAACUUCUCACCGCCAACAGCUUGGGCGACGUCUACUGUCAAAGAUUAACGCUUAGGGACGAAGAGGAGCACGUCCAGGAGAUCAGAACUGGACUCCACACCACUGAGGCCAUACGAUACUUUUCGAAUCUUGUUCAUGAGCGCGUUCAACGACAGAACCUGCCCUGCACGGAAGUUCAGUCAAUACCCGAAGUGAGAGAAAUAUUUCGGGCGGGUGCCAAAAGAUCGGAACGCGAGGAAAAACCCAUUAUCGUAGAAGAAAUCGAAAUAGACUACGGAAUCGAAGACACUGAAGAUUCGGAUAAUAAAAGCCAAAGCUCCCAAGAACAAGUAGCCACAAAGUCCAAAAGCAAUGCUAAGAAGAAACCCAAAAAGAAGGUUAAGAAAAAAACGAAAACGAAACCAGAGCCCAAGAAAAAGACUCCGGCUAAAAAGAAUUUCAAGAAAGACAGGGGCAUAAAUCGUGGACCCUGGCAAAAGUCCGCAUACCAAAUGUCUCACUACACGGACAUGUUGUCUGUGCGUUUGCUGGAAAUAUGGGACAUGGACGAAUAUGACUACACGCGAGAUGUGGACAGGGAAAUGUUCCAGGAGCGGUUAAAUGAGAAGCAACUGGAGCCGGAGCAACGCAUGGCGAAGUGGUUAGAUGAACUGCCCAGCCAGCCAGUGGAAUCUAGAGAGGACGAGCAGGCGGAGGGAAAUCGCAACCUAGUCCCAGGAACUAAUCUCCCCAAGUUGUACGAUGCAGUCGCAGCGGAGUAUUUGGAAGUUCCAGUCCCUGACAAUAAUGAAGAUCCAUUCAUUAGUCCCAAAAAGGAACCGUUGGUCGGCUUUAUGCAGCAGCAUUCAAUCCUCUUGCCUGGACAAAAUACUAUCAUCGAGAGCGAUCCCAACCCCAGGCCUGCUAAAAGACCCAAGACCAAACACGUCAUGGGAUUCUAGCUUAAGGUUAAACAUACCCAGUUUAAAUAUAUUUGUAAUUUGAU
Molecule: messenger RNA, 2709 nt
Organism: Drosophila ficusphila
Lineage: Eukaryota; Metazoa; Arthropoda; Insecta; Diptera; Drosophilidae
Gene: TAF1C-like
Exons: 2
Coding region: 152-2665 (837 amino acids)
Source: RefSeq, a predicted model, not a curated record